Messenger RNA from Jaminaea rosea, 5074 nucleotides. RefSeq lists its product as hypothetical. Bases 71 to 5074 code for a protein of 1667 amino acids. NCBI's taxonomy places the organism in Eukaryota, Fungi, Basidiomycota, Exobasidiomycetes, Microstromatales. The transcript has a single exon. The record is from RefSeq and is a predicted model, not a curated record.
UUUCCUUCUCUCUCCUCGUCAUCAACAACAAUCACCAUUCCCCCACGCGCCCCGCGUCGGGUCAUACAGCAUGGAUCCCGACUACUCUUAUUCCUACGAUGUGUCCACCGGCUCGCCCUCCUUGGCCGGUCCAUCGAGAUCGCGGACGCGACCAUCAUCAGCACGCAAGCCAUACGCACGGCCCAAGGUGGACGAUGGGCUUGCAACAACGCCUACCCCAUCCCAAUCACGCAAGACGCUCGUAAUUGACCACGCAUCCCCCUCAUCAGCGAGAGGGACAGCCACAGCCACAGCGACUACCACACCCACUACGCCGCUGCCAGGCCUGUCGCGCAGCAAAUCUACCUCCCUCUUCUCCUCUCUCACACGCGCCAUUGCUCGUCCACUCACCUGGCUAGCCAACACGCCCGCAAAGUCCGAUUUGGACGAUGCGCCGUUGCCAUCGAGCACUUCAUCGACUUCCCUCGCCGAGCUGGCAAAGAAGAGGCGCACCGAUUCCGUCACACGGGGUGGUGAGGCCAGUGGCGCAUUGGCAUUGGCACCACCGACGUCAAUCUCACGAUCGAGGCUUCGUCAUGUCACCAGACCGGAUACGGACCUCGAUAUAGAGAGUCAGGAUUCAUCCACGUCGAUGCCCAUGUCCAAGAGCCCCUUUGCUGCUGCGGGAGCAACGGCCUCUACUCUACCACGGAGCGCCUCAGUCCUUCCCUCCUCCUCACGACGGGCGCUACACAUCUCCCCUCCCCGCGCUGGGCACGUCAACGAUGCGAGCACGAGCUUGGCGGAUACCUCUCUGCCCUUCCUGCGCUCCCCUUCACCAUCCGCUCGCUCGUCGGCAAGCGCAGCAAUUCGCUCUUACGGCGGCGGCGGCGGCGGCUACGGCGGCUCGACACGCGCUCGGUCGCGCGCCUCUGUCGGCCCAGGAUCAGUCCUCAGCAAUCGUGCGGGCUCCAUCGCGCCGAGCGAGAGUGCGAGCGUUGUAGCCUCACGCCCACCCGCGUCUGGCUUCACCUACGGGUUCGGCACAGAACGACGAUUGGGAGGACUGGCGCGCUCGGGCGAUGCGCUUCUCUCGCACUCGCCGCUCCGUACGAAUGCCAACCGGAACGCAGCCAGUCAAUUGGCAUCACGCAGUCCCUUUGCGAGCGCGGGGGCGGGGGUGGGGGUAGGGGCAGGGGCGGGGACUACCUUGCCUCGCUCAGGGUCCAUGAGGGGUACACCAGUGCGCUCCGUUCUCGCAGGGGGAGGAGGAGCAGGCGGGUCUGUCCUUGGCGGAACGCCCUCCUCAUUAGGGGGCAGUCUAUCUCGUGCGCGCACGUACGGUGCACUCAACCUCAACCUGUCCUCUCCUAGGGCGCACCAGUCAGAGGGGGAAAGGAUGGCAAGGGAUUACACGGCGGCUCAGGCUCGCCACAAUGCAGUCGCUGGCAUGGGAAUGGGCACGCCGAGUCGCAGUCGACUUACCACGCCCAUCGUCAACGCAGGCACGAAGAGAGACGCUACCGAGGCCCUCGGUCUUGCCUCCCUCCACCUUGACGCUAGCUCUGCAGUGGGACCCGCCACCAGCAUCCCAACGGGCUCCGCACGGAAGCGUCAAAUGAUCUGGGACCCCUCGCUGGGGUUCAUCUCUGCCGAGGAGCUCGAGGCUCGCCUGCCGCAGAAGGUCAAGCCGAGAAAUGAGGCGGAGAGGAUCUUGGCUGUGCUGGAAGGUAUGCGCACCCCGCUAGGGGAUGCGAGGAGGGGGGCGAUGAAGAGCGCGAGUGCCGGUGUAGGUGCGACACAGACGCAGGCGUUGGGGAGGGGCACGAAGAGUAUCAAUGUCCCGCUGCCCGUCCCGGCACCCAAGGGAGAUCGAGAGCGAGAGAGGACUGUCGUUGGGCCUUACUCGAAGCGCAACUCCCACAUCAACGCCAGCGCCCGAGGAGACGAGGGAAUGAGAGCCAAGCUGAAGCGCACACAGCAGCAGCAGCAGCACCCGCGACCGGCUCCCUCCCCGCCGCGAGAGGAAGAAGCGAUGGAGGAGAUCGAGUCCGAAGAGGAGGAGGAAGAGCGCGACCCGACACCACCACCGGCCCGCAGAGUGACCCGACGGAUGGCUGCCAGGGCGAAGGAAGAGGCGAUGAGCCCUCCCACUGCCGCUCCUGCUCAAACGCAGAGCACAGGGAGGAGAGGAAGUCGUACGGCGGCCUUCUCGCCCCCACCGGCCACUAGGAGCAGGAGCGCCCUCUCUCCGCCUCCGGUGACGCGAAGUCGCAACCCUCUCUCUCCACCACCGACGACAAGGAGUCGCGCUGCUGCUGCUGGCACGCCCAACAAGAGAGCGGAAGCCCCCACCACGAUCCGUUCGACGAAGAAGCGCGGCCCUUCUGCAAUUAGAGGACAGCGCGAUGACGAGGAUGAGGACGAUGAGAUGCACAACCAGCCUACCAUCGCCAGUCGCUCAGCGAAGAAGAGCGUACAAGUCAAAAGUCCAAAGAAGACGGCUCGCUCCCCUUCUCCUCCUCCACCUCCAGCUUCGGCCCCAGCUGCCACCCAAGCGGACCCGCCUCGAGCGUCCCAAUCCCGCUUCCAGGUCCUCUCCCCCGAGUCUCAGGCCAAACGCGCGUCCCAAUCCAAGAACUCCUCGCUCCGCAUAGGUGCAGAGAAAUCGUCGCGCACGCACGGCAAGUCGGGCAAGAUCUCGGCAUGGGACUCUGAUGAGGGAGAGGAAGAGGAGGGAGACGAGGAGCUGGCCGCUCUUGAUGUUGAGGCGUUGCAGAAGAUCAAGUUGCCAGAGACCAUGUUCCCCGCUGGGUUUUCGUUUGGUGGUGCGGGGAGCAAGGCCGAGAACGGGGAGACCUCUGACAAAAGCACGAAGCCGAAGCAGGCGAACAUAUCUCUUCCAGCAGCCUCAUCAUCAUCGUCAUCAUCAUCAUCAACCGCCCUUCCAGCGGGCGAGGCCUCCAGCUCGAGCUCGAGCUCCAACCCUCUGCUCGGUCGUCUAGGCGGUUUUGCCCCUCCCGCCCCGGCCACCGCCCCGGCCAUCGCCUCCUCCAGCUCCUCGACAGCACCCUCCGCACCCGCGUCCACAUCCAAACCAGCAUCAACCCUUCCCGCCCCGUCCAACUUCUUUGCUCAACCCUCUGCCCCAAGCUCAGCCAGCACUACGACCCCGGCGGGCAGUGGCGCAAAGGCAGAGGAUGAAAAGAAGAGCGGGCCCGUCCCCAACUUCUUUGGAGCUAAGGCUGCGGGAGGACAGAGUACGAGCACAAGCUCGACCGCGGGUAGCACAGCCAAGCCGUUCAGCUUUGGACCGCCUGCUACCGGCGCGGGGUCGAAUGAGACGAGCAAGGAGACAUCGAGUGGCAGCGCUGGUGGGUUCUCCUUUGGCAAGCCUGCGGAUACGACGACGACGGCGAGCAAGCCAGCGGAUGAGGCCGGUAGCGCGAGCAAGCCUUUCUCCUUUGGCAAGCCUGCGGAAACGACUGCGACUGCUAGCAAGCCCUUCUCCUUCGGCAAGCCAGCCAACACCUCCGCCUCUGGCGACAAUGCCUCGUCGAGCCCUUCCUCGAGUACAGGCACAUCGGGCUUCUCAUUCGGCAAGCCUGCGGCUGCACCUACUUCUGGAGAGGAGAAGACUGACGCCUCUGCCAACAAGCCGGAAAAGGAUACCGCAAGCGGAGCGACGCCCGCUUUCACUGGAUUUGGGGCGCCAGCAUCAUCAACAACAACAACAGCAGCAAAGCCUGCGACUUCUGCGCCUGCCCCCGCAUCGACUGGCUUCUCGUUUGGUAAUGCCUCGUCUGCGUCAGCUCAGCCUCAGUCCGCGGCUGGCAGUGCAAGUCCUGCUCCCUUCGGCGGCUUCGAGGGCUUUGGCCAAUCAUCAGCAUCGCAAGAUGAAGGCGCCAAGAAGAAGAGGGGAGCCGAUGGUGCGGAGGAGGAGGGAGACAAGGAGCCAGCGGCCAAGAAGCCCGCUUCGACUCCCGCGUUCAGCUUUGGCCUACCCGCCGCCUCUUAUUCGUCGUCGUCAUCAGCAUCAUCCUCCCCCGCGCCCGCAGCCGCGUCCUUCUCCUUCGGCAAGCCCGCAGCCGCGAGUACGAGCGCCACCUCAGGCACGCCGCCGCCGUCGACGACGGGAGGAUUCUCCUUUGGCGCCCCCUCUUCGCAGCCUGCUCAAGCCUCAAUGGGCGGCGGUGGGUUCACAUUUGGAGCCCCGAAGACGGACACGGCCACGAGCUCGAAAUCAGCAAGUAGCGGCUUCACCUUUGGCGCUGCGCCCAACACUCCUGCUCAACCCCCCGCAGGAUCCGGGAUGAACGCGGAUGGCAUGAUGGACGAGAGCCCUGUGCAGGGCAUGAAUGGCACGGGCAUAGCGUUCGGAGCCAAACCUCCUGCGACGAGUGGCGGGGGAUUCUCCUUUGGCGCCCCAGCGACAGCGAGUGGCACGAAUGGCAACGGUGCGAAUGGCCCAACGGGAGGGUUCAGCUUCGGAGCCCCCGCAGCGAAGUCGGCAUCGGGCGCGAGCUCGAGCACGCCCGCCUUCUCCUUCGGCAACACCAACGGGGGCGGCGGCGGUGGGUUUGGAGCCAACACGGGUACUCAGCCCUCUACGCCUUCCACCGCCCCGACGACGGGGUUCAGCUUUGGCUCCCCCGCCCCCGCUCAGCAGCAGCAGCAGCCGGCAAGUGGAGGGAUCAACUUCAACUUCUCCUCCCCCGCCUCGCAAGCACCCUCGCCCGCUCCAAGUGGUGGUGCGCCCUUCCAGUUCGGCAACCCUAACCCCGCGACAACCGGCCCUGCUCCGCCCUCCACGAGCGGCGGGUUCAGCUUCGGCGCACAGACACAGGCACAACCGCAGGGGGGCAAUCCGUUCCAGUUUGGCGCUCCGUCUCAACCGCAACAGUCCACCUCGACGUCGACACCCGCUGGCUCACCGGCUCCCUUCACCUUUGGCUCGCCCGCGCCUGGAGGGCCGGUGUUGUUCAACAUCGGGAGCGGGGGCAACGAGGGGGGAGCGGGAGCGGGAGGGGGAGGAGGUGGUGGGGGUACGCCGGGGAGGCAGGUGAGGAGGUUGCCGAACAGAAAGAGGGCGUAG